Messenger RNA from Amoebophrya sp. A120, 2120 nucleotides. The record is from the annotation of a GenBank genome assembly. Lineage: Eukaryota; Dinophyceae; Syndiniales; Amoebophryaceae.
GGGGUGAUCUUGAUCAUGAUCUGUUGCUUGUUUUGGACUCGGCUGAAAAAUUGUUGAACUAAGACUAACGUUCGUAGAAUGACUCAGGAAAUAAACUACCGAGGUGAAAGACAGAACGCUAAGUGAUAGCUAGCGUGCUAUAGACUUCAUUUCUCAUUUCUCUUUUGUAAUAUUUGUCAUUCCCGGCAGCUCCGUUUUCUCAAAUUCAAAUCAUGAUGGGCGACGCGUGGUCCGUCUCCGUCCUCCGGAAAAUUUUCGUGCAUAAGCCGGUCACAUGUCUAUUGUUGCCGCUGCUAUGCUCCUUUCUGGCUUUUCACUACAAAUCUUUGCUCGCCUUCGCCUACCGAGACGCGCGACCGGCAACGGAGGGAGUUAAGAUCGCCUCCGUGAAUGGGGAGAAAGAGGGAGAGCAGACGGACAUUCCCAUCAGUGACGUUGUGGAAUCGGAUGGAUCGGUUUCCUCCGUUCAAGACCGGGCGCGGACGGGGGAGGCGCUGAAUCUUCUGCCAGCCUCGAACGUGACGUUCACGCAAAUGACACAAGCAGCUAAUAGCAGGUUCUCACAUGCUGGCGAGUACAAAGACAAAAUCGCAAACAUGGUGUGGAAAAAUUUUGAAAAGGAAGGAGCAAACUUGUGGUGGGCGGUGAACAAGCACGCUCGAGUCCUCAAGGAAUGUCUGACAAAUUUGGGGAUUAACUGCCCUCCGAUGCCUAACUCGCAGGACGAAUCGGCCGAAAAUUAUGUGGUAAUGCGAUUGGACGAACACGGGGACGGUACAGCCAACUUUCGGGACGCAAAUGCGAUGCGUGCCCUUCACGCGAAAUCCGAAGAAGAACAAGCCGUAAUCUUCCAGAUGACGAAACUCUAUGAAGCUACAGUUAAGGCAAGAGCAGCAUUUCCGAAACACGAUUCAGAUUCUUUCUCUUGGAGAAGGCUGCUGGCGGAUAAAAAACUUUCUGCUCUCGUACUUGUUUCAUGAUUUUGAUUUUAAACUCAUUCUACAACAAUAUUUUUCUUUUGUCCCGCCCUGAAGGCACAACGACACAGGAAGUAACGCAUUAUUUAAGAUCCGACAAACUCACUACAACAGGGCCCGCAUCAUGACUUCCCGAUUUUCAGUAAAACGGCUGAUAGGAUAGUGGACAAAAUGCUCGACGUCAUCAUGGAACACCAGAUUUUCGAGCAGAUGAACUCACACGAAGAGUGGGAGAAAUCAACACCCAAGGAGGAGGACGCCAGUGGACACACCCGGUGGAUGCCGUCUUUUUCCUCUAUGGUGCCCGACUCGUUGAAGGCGAAGCAUUUUUAUCCCGAUCUGCAGGCGGAGCUCGGUUCUGCCGAGGAUGUGCGCGGGCAUGUCGAUGCGUUCCGGGAGGCUGUUCAUGCGUUGGAGAAGUUUGUGCUGCAUUACGUGGCGAGUUUUCAUAACGCAAAGUAUUUUUUUGCGUGAUUUUGCUUCACCGAGUUAGCGUUUUUGUGUUCACGCAUUUUGGGCAUCCGUGCACAGCCAAUAUUUGCCAGUACUUACGCGCAAGCAAGGCUUGAGGAUGAUAGUGAUAUAUUAAUGAAGAAAGUAGAUCUUCUUGUUGUAGAAGAUGGAUAAGCGCAUCACUAUUCAAACUUGGCCUUCAGGAGACAUACGCUGAUUUACGAGAUAUUUAAACACGCCCACGACGCAGUGGAAGAGAUGCUGGGGCCCCAGGGAUGGCUCAAACAGCAUGACGAGCACGCGGCUGCAGCGGCAGCGCACACGACAGUCUCACUUCAAUCGGUCAUGGCCGAUAUACAGCAACCGCAUACGAAGGAGAAUCACUCGGAGCUCGAAAUGAUCUUGCAUUCUGUGCACAAAGACAAGCGCGAACCAAACAAAAUUUGCUUGCGCGCGGAACUGCAACACUUGGAGCAAAGCAACUUCGAUUACCUCAAGACACAAAAAUGGGCGUCACUUGUUCUUAACGAGGACGCCAGGAAAUCCCAUCGCGAACAAAUUUCCAGCCGCGGAAAACUGCUGAACAAUGCCGGAAAGCACCUUGCGCUGGUGAAGGAACUGAUCGACUUGGCGAAAAAACACGGACACGAGAAGGACGGGGCGCAACGCACCAGCCACGGGAGCAACUAG